This is a messenger RNA of Rhinolophus ferrumequinum (greater horseshoe bat), 1630 nucleotides long. It is a transcript of the gene NOB1, whose product is annotated as NIN1 (RPN12) binding protein 1 homolog. Gene Ontology annotation, biological process: ribosomal small subunit biogenesis; maturation of SSU-rRNA. The transcript has 9 exons. Lineage: Eukaryota; Metazoa; Chordata; Mammalia; Chiroptera; Rhinolophidae. Bases 73 to 1302 code for a protein of 409 amino acids. Gene Ontology annotation, cellular component: preribosome, small subunit precursor. The record is from RefSeq and is a predicted model, not a curated record. Gene Ontology annotation, molecular function: RNA endonuclease activity.
GACGCCCUGAAUGGGAAGUAGUGGUGAGCGCCACCUCCGUGCACAUGCGUGUUUGGAGCUGGUUCGGCCAACAUGGCUGCCGUGGAGCAUGUUGUGGCUGAUGCGGGGGCUUUCCUGCGGGACGCGGCUCUGCAGGACAUUGGGAAGAACAUCUACACCAUCCGGGAUGUGGUCAGCGAGAUUCGGGACAAGGCCACGCGCAGGCGACUCGCCGUUCUGCCCUACGAGCUGCGUUUCAAGGAGCCCUUCCCGGAAUACGUGCGACUGGUAACUGAGUUUUCAAAGAAAACUGGAGACUAUCCCAGCCUCUCUGCCACGGAUAUCCAAGUACUGGCACUUACCUACCAGUUGGAAGCAGAGUUUGUUGGAGUGUCUCACCUAAAACAAGAACCAGAAAAGGUUAAAGUGAGCUCAUCGAUUCAACACCCAGAAACUCCUCUACACAUUUCUGGUUUCCAUCUGCCUUCAAAGCCAAAACCCCCACAAGAAGCAGUAGAACAUGGACCCCCAGCCGGUGAGCCUGAGGACCUAGAAUUUAGUUCUUUUAUGUUCUGGAGAAACCCUUUGCCCAAUAUCGAUCGUGACCUGCAGGAGCUGCUGAGUGACGAAGGUGAGGAGGAGGAAGAAAAGGAAGAGGAUGGAUGUGAAGAAAGGAAAGCUGAAGGUAGUGAUGAUGAGGAGGGGUGGAUCACCCCCAGCAACAUCAAGCAGAUCCAGCGGGAGCUGGAACAGUGCACCAUCCCAAAGGACGUGCGGGUCGGCUGUGUGACUACAGACUUUGCCAUGCAGAAUGUCCUGCUUCAGAUGGGGCUGCACGUGCUGGCGGUGAACGGCAUGCUGAUACGCGAGGCCCGGAGCUACAUCUUGCGCUGCCACGGCUGUUUCAAGACAACAUCUGACAUGAGCCGAGUCUUCUGUUCACAUUGUGGCAACAAGACCUUGAAGAAAGUGUCAGUGACUGUCAGCGACGACGGAACCCUGCACAUGCACUUUUCCCGCAACCCGAAGGUGCUGAAUGCUCGGGGUCUCCGGUACUCACUUCCCACUCCCAAAGGGGGCAAAUAUGCCGUCAACCCCCAUCUGACCGAGGACCAGCGCUUCCCUCAGCUGCGACUCUCCCACAAGGCCAGACAGAAAACUGACGUGUUCGCCCCUGACUACGUGGCUGGGGCAUCUCCCUUUGCAGAGAACGACAUCUCCAGCCGCUCAGCGAUGCUGCAGGUCCGAGACAACACCUUGGGAGCCGGGAGGAGACGGUUAAAUCCCAAUGCUUCCAGAAAGAAAUUUGUGAAGAAAAGGUGAAAUGCAAGUUCCACAGGCAAACCAGAUGCUGCUGCGGCUGCCGAGGGGUUCUGGCGUGUCCUUUCCCCAGCUGUGCCAGCUCCAGAAAGCUGUGGAGGGAAAGGACAGGCCGGGCUCCUGCCUGCUUCCUCAUGCCUCCUGUGGAGUGUUGGGUUGGGUUUGCGGAGGGACUCGGUCAUGCCGCAGCCUGUGAGCGCCGCCAGAGCGCGCGUCCUGCCACGUUGAGGGGAAUUUGAUGGAAACAGAAACAACAGAGCCCGAGAGCAAAUCUUUGACCUUGAAAGAACUUCCAAGUAAUAUUUUUCUAAUAAAUGUGGUUGCAAGCUUC